Aspergillus ibericus CBS 121593 is the source of this 2147-nucleotide messenger RNA. RefSeq lists its product as uncharacterized. The record is from RefSeq and is a predicted model, not a curated record. The transcript has 5 exons. Lineage: Eukaryota; Fungi; Ascomycota; Eurotiomycetes; Eurotiales; Aspergillaceae. The coding region runs from base 18 to 1982 and encodes 654 amino acids.
CUCCAAAUCAACUCACCAUGGCUGGCCCUAAAUCUGCCGCUCUCUUGCUCUUGCUGGCCAAUAUGGCCUCUGCUUCUCUUUGGCCUAUGGCUCGGGGGGAAGCAUCGUCCGCGACCCUGGCUGCUGCUGCAAGCGCGACCUCGACGUCGACCUGCUGGAAGUACUCCAUUCCUGCGAAUCUCACCGAAGACGAUAUUGAACAGAAUGACGCAAGUUCAUCGACAAGGCGACGGAGCCACGAUGGGAUCAUGCACCUGAACCAUUUUGCCCGCAGAGGUCAUGACGAUAUUACUGAAUUAGGCAAAUGCAAAUUGACCGACACAAUUUACAAGCCCAAGUAUUUUACUUCGAAGAGGAUACAAAGUGGCCAGGACAGCACAGAUGGCUAUAGCUUUCUCGGCUACUUUAUCCCGAAACUGGAUUCAUGCGACGCAGCUGCCACUUAUACCACAAUUGCCAAGUCAGCGGACGUUCCGAAGGCGACGGCAGCCUAUUGGGACACCGUCGAGGCUAACACUCAGAAAACCUACCUCGCUCUGGGGACACAAAUCAAAGAAGCCAACGCUCACGAUCCUCACAUCAACAUCGAUCAUGUUUAUGAACUGCAGAUUCUAGAUUCAUUCCUGACGGCUAUGAUCGAAAAGUACAAUUUCUGCGACAGCUUUAACACAUGGUUCCUGGAAAUCGAUACUACUUUCAAGAACCAGAGAGGUGAACUCAAGUCCCGACUCCAGAAGCUCUACAGCUUUUUACCUGGCCAAAAAUACCCAGAUCUGGUGGCCGAGGAUAGUCGCUUAAAUAGCUACAAAGCGCCUAUGUUUGGAAGCGACAGCCUAAGCGGCUUGCCCACGCCGAGUAAAGGAGAUGCCCUCCAAUCCAAUGCCUUGAGCAUUAUGAACACCAUGGCGGUUGUGGUGGCCAUGCUCCGCGAUAGCAGCAUUGCGAAUUACUUCAAGAACUCCAACACCCGUAUUUACAAAGCAUUUCUUGGAAUUGAUAGCCUCAUGGCAUCCCAGAAACAGUGCAAUGCGGAUCUGGACCUCCCCCAGCCGAAUGGCGGCUGGGCCAGCGCCUAUUCCAGCUGGAUGGAAGACUUUGUGCAGACCCAAGCGAACGCGGUCUCGACCCGCAUCUCCGCGGUGUCGGCAGUCGUGACUAGCACGGAGGCUGCGGGGGUGAAGAAUAUCUACGGCAAGGCGUUGGAUGCGUUCAAUGAGAAAUACCCGGCAUCGUCUUGGAAAUGGGAGAACAGCCAGCUGCUGGACUGGAGUGCAAAGGAUGGCACUGCUUUUGCUAAGCGCGAAUCUUCAGUGGCCGCCUGCACACCCACUUCGAUGGCAUCUUCCUCCGCAAAAGCAUCCCACUCUGCCUCCAGCAAGGCCACACCGGCGCAUACGGGAAGCACGGCAACUGAGACAGGAUCGCACUCAGCCAAGGCCACCGUGACGAGCUCGCACAAGGCCACGGUCACGCCGACAACGCACACCUCUUCCACCGCCGCAGCCGAGACCAAGACCAGACACAGCUCCGAAUCUGCCGAGGUUGAACACUCGUCGAAGACUACCAGUAGCGCGAAGGUGGUAGACACGGAGACCAGCAAAGCGGCACACAGCCCUUCAACGGAGGCCAAGCACUCCACCACCAGCACAAAGACCACUACCUCGGAGGCCAAGGAGACGACCAGCACCAAGGGAUCUACCAGCGCGAUGGCCAAAGAGACCACGAGUACGACCUCCACGCACUCGACCACCAGCACAAAAGCCACCACCUCGGAGGCCAAGGAGACCACGAGUACGACAUCCACGCACUCCACCACUUCGGAGAAGAAGACCACUACCACGACCGAGGCCAAGGAGACGGAGAAGGCCACCACGACCAAGGAGGAAAAGACCAAGACCACCACUAAGAAGUCCUCGGAGGCGACCAAGGACUCGUCGUCGUCAUCUUCAUCGUGUAAGAAGAAGAAGUGCAAGAAGGGGUAAGUGGAUCCGGAUGCUGAGAGAAGUCCCGACUAACAUGGAUAGGAAAUGCACUUGUGUGUCCUGAGGGGGUUGACGACAUUGGAGUGUGGCUUGGAUGAGUGUACAUUAUUCUCUUCUCCGAGGCUGUGGAUAGCCCGACUUGUCUUAGUGUUAACUUUUGGAUUC